Molecule: messenger RNA, 766 nt
Organism: Notolabrus celidotus (New Zealand spotty)
Lineage: Eukaryota; Metazoa; Chordata; Actinopteri; Labriformes; Labridae
Product: aquaporin FA-CHIP
Exons: 2
Coding region: 17-766 (249 amino acids)
Biological process (GO): transmembrane transport
Cellular component (GO): plasma membrane
Molecular function (GO): water channel activity
Source: RefSeq, a predicted model, not a curated record
GAUUUCAAUUGCAGUUAUGCUCAUUCAUCGUUGCCUGCGGCUGAUCUUGAGUGACGUCUGGACUCUCUCCUGUUUACAUCGCUUCCUGCUGGAGUUCUUAGGCACCGCCCUCUUCCUCUCUAUCAGCCUAUCAGCUGUUUUGAUUUGUCCUCCUGCUGCUGGAAGGCUGCAACUAGAUCUGAAGAUUUGGGGCAAUCUGGGCUAUUUGUGCAGCCAGAGCAACCGAAGUGAACAGAUCACCCUGAGUAACCUGUGCAACUUGAGCAACAAGAGCAACUUGAGCAACCAUCUCCACUUAACUCCCACCUCUGUUCAACCUUCAAGCUGUCUUCAGGUGGCGCUGGUGUUUGGUCUUUCUGUUGCAUUAACGGCGAUCUGUGUGGGUGGAGAAGUCAACCUGAACCCAGUGGUAACCUUAGCAAUGACCCUGACCCUCAGACUCCGCCUGUGGAGAGCAGCACUGUAUGUGAUUGGUCAGCUGUUAGGGGGCGUGGCCUCUGCUGCACUGCUGCUGGGUCUGACCGGAGAUGUGACUCCAGCCCUCAACAAGGUUGCUCCAGGUGUCCAGCUCCACCUUGCUAUCAUUGUAGAAACACUGGCAGCCUUCCAGUUGGUCCUGGUUGUCCUGGCGGCAGUCGACACUCACCUUCCUGCUGUGAUGUCUUAUCUGCUGGUCGGCCUGUCUGUCAGUCUGGGUCACCUGAUGGCAGUAAGUCCCGCCCACCACCUGCAGAUUAAACGCCUGUCCCUUUCUAUCAGCCUAUAA